AUGACGCGGCGGAUGCGCGCACGCCUUCACCUCUCCCGAAUCCCCGUCUCCCGCUCUCGCUUCUCGCUGCAGUCACAUAUCUUCCACCGCGCACACAGCUCACGGAGAAAGCAAAAUAGCGCUGUAAAUGCGCACAGCUCACACGCAAUCACCCCGUCUCCCGCCUCCAGGACACCCGCAAAAAUCAAAUUUUCGAUUUGUGCCCGCCAGAUUUUGUUGCGAUCCGCCUUCGCCUUUUCCAGGACCGUAAGGAAAGGUAAGCUGGCGUCGUUGCUGCUGCUGCGUUUGAUCACCGCUCACCGCUCUCCAGGUGAGGAGAGCAUCUUCGAGCAUUCCGUUGCUAACCAUGCGCAGACCAGCAAGAUGACUAAGGGUACCACAUCUAUGGGUAAGAGGCAAAGCGUCAAGUCCCACGGGAUUUGUCGCCGUUGCAACGGUCGCUCAUGGCACUACCAAACACGCUCUUUCAACUGGGGUGCCAAAGCUAAGAGAAGAUCCACCACUGGUACUGGCCGCAUGAGAUCCCUCAAGUAUGUCCCAAGACGCUUCAAGAACGGCUUCCGCGAGGGCACCACCGCUACCAAGAAGGUUUCAGCUUCUGCUUAA
Messenger RNA from Wallemia ichthyophaga EXF-994, 606 nucleotides. RefSeq names its product 60S ribosomal protein L37-A. Gene Ontology annotation, biological process: translation. Gene Ontology annotation, cellular component: cytosolic large ribosomal subunit; ribosome. Gene Ontology annotation, molecular function: RNA binding; structural constituent of ribosome. The transcript has 7 exons. The record is from RefSeq and is a predicted model, not a curated record. Bases 1 to 606 code for a protein of 201 amino acids. NCBI's taxonomy places the organism in Eukaryota, Fungi, Basidiomycota, Wallemiomycetes, Wallemiales, Wallemiaceae.